This is a messenger RNA of Lachancea sp. 'fantastica', 1476 nucleotides long. NCBI's taxonomy places the organism in Eukaryota, Fungi, Ascomycota, Saccharomycetes, Saccharomycetales, Saccharomycetaceae. The record is from the annotation of a GenBank genome assembly.
AUGGCUGAAUUGAAACAGAGGAAAGAGAACUUCGUAACAGGGCUAAGUGGCGGCUCAAUUGAAGAAAUUAACUGGGUUACAUCCACCGCUGUUUGUGCUUAUUUUUGCUGGAAUCUUAUAAGUUCAGCAAACGACCAAAGCCAGGUAGGAUAUGUAAUUGACUUCUUACUGAACUGGGGAGGACUUUUGUUAGCUAUUACUAUCUAUUCUGACAAUCCCUGGGGCUUGAACAUUCUUAUUCUGGUACCGUCUGUGAUCUACUGGCUGGGUGGCAGACUGUCAAAAAAACCAAAGGCAAAGAAGGAUCAUCGGAAAGGCCCUAACAAUGGCGAGUCUAAGAAAGCUGAAUCUUCAGAGGUGGAACUUGUAAAACGGCCCUUCAUUACAGCUUAUCGUGGAGGAAUGAUGGUAAUCACUGCUUUGGCCAUAUUGGCGGUCGACUUCCAGAUAUUUCCACGUCGAUUUGCUAAGGUAGAAACCUGGGGCACCUCUCUGAUGGAUUUAGGCGUGGGAUCCUUUGUUUUCAGUAACGGUGUUGUUUCAUCGAGAACACUUUUGAAAUCCGAACUCAGCGGACGGAAAGUCAGCCCCGUUCAGAAAAUUACAAGCGCCCUCAAAUCAAGUGGCAGUAUUCUGGUUUUAGGUUUACUACGUCUUUUCUUUGUCAAGAACCUGGAGUACCAAGAACAUGUCACCGAAUAUGGUGUACACUGGAAUUUCUUCAUUACACUGGCUUUGCUUCCACUAGCAAUGAUUCCAAUUGAUGCCAUUGCCACUUAUGCUCCCCGCUUUGUGAUUGCUGUAUUCAUGUCUAUCGCAUGCGAUUCAAUGAUGGUUUAUAAGGAAGGCUUCUUGAGUUUCUUGAUCAACUCACCAAGACGCACUUUAGUCGAGUCCAAUAGAGAGGGAAUGGUCUCGUUUGUGGGCUAUUGCUCGAUUUUUCUUUGGGGCCAGACAACCGGGUUCUACACACUGGCCAGCAAGGCAACCAAAAACAACAUGUACAAAUCAUCGAGUGUACCAGUCGAAAAGGCCAAAAACCUUAGCGGUUGGGAUAAGCUGACAUCGAAAAACCCUCUAAGCGGCUUGCUCAUUUGGUCUUUCAUCUCAAUUCUUAUUGCACAAGUGGUAUACGCACAUCAUCCGUUCAACAUCUCUAGACGUUUUGCAAACUUACCUUAUGUUGCUUGGGUUGCAUCUUACAACAUUGUUGCAUUAACUCUCUAUUGCAUUGUGGACGCAUUGUUUGGCAACGGAACUUCCAAAUUUAGGAUUCCCAUUAGUUUGGAUGCCAUAAACUCAAAUGGUCUCUUCCUGUUUCUUUUGGCCAAUGUGAGCACUGGCCUCAUUAACAUGUGCGUUCCAACCCUCGAUGUAUCGGCUGCAAAUGCUUUCAUCAUAUUACUUACUUACGCUUCCUUCCUAGCUCUCACGGCUGCAAUAAUGUUAAAAAGAGGCCUAUCUAUAAAGCUUUAG